Molecule: messenger RNA, 2429 nt
Organism: Medicago truncatula (barrel medic)
Lineage: Eukaryota; Viridiplantae; Streptophyta; Magnoliopsida; Fabales; Fabaceae
Exons: 9
Coding region: 1009-2163 (384 amino acids)
Source: RefSeq, a predicted model, not a curated record
UUUCUCUUGAUAAAAAAACAUUGAUACAAGCACAUAGAUAUGUGCUUUUCAACAACAAUAAUGUGGACCCCUUUCAAAGAGAACACAUUGAUCUUAUCAAGAGACAAAAUCGAAAUCGUCGGCUCUCACCAUAUGAACUCGACAGAAUUCAUUGUCAAACAUUUUCUGAUUGGUUUCGUGAACGAGUCGCACGAUUGGAAGAGCAAGGAAGUGUUAUUGUCACAUAUGAAAUCAAAUGGUUAGCACGUGGUCCACUAGAAAUAGUGAGAAACUAUAGUGGUUAUAUUGUUAAUGGGGUUAGAUUCCAUACAAAGAAGCGUGAAAGGUGCUUAAAGACUCAAAACAGUGGGAUUUGUGUUACUGUUAAGACAAGAAGUUAUGCUAGUUCAAGAGACAAACACCCUAAAGAAGGAGAAAUAAACUACUAUGGUGCAUUGACAGAUAUAGUUCAGUUGGAUUAUGCAGGGAAAUAUAAAGUUGUACUUUUCAAGUGUGAUUGGGUUGACAUAAAUAGGGGUUGCAGCAUUGAUAAUUUGGGCUUGCCAUUAGUAAAUUUUAAUUAUUUGCAACAUACAGGCAAUGAUAUAUGUGAUGACCCAUUUAUUUUUGCUUCUCAAGCCAAAAAAGUAUUCUAUGUGGAGAAUAAGAGACAAAAUGAUUGGUUUGUCGUUGUGCACGCUAAGGUUAGAGAUGUAUAUGAUUUGGGUGAUCUUCAAUCCAAUGCUAUAGAUAAUGGAAAUGAACAAGUCUUGGAAGAAAUAAAUGAUAAUGACUUAAUUAGACCAGAAGCUGAUGAUAGUGAUGAUAUCAUUGAAGUUCAAAUUAAUAUGGAGGACAUUCCCCGAAGUGACAUCCCCCAAAAUGAUGAGGAUUGUGAUACAGGGGAUGAUAGUGAGGAAGACUAUGUUUGUUUUCCUGUUAUUAAUGAUGGUUUUACUGAUUUUGUUUAAGGUGUGUAUUGCUAGUUUUAGAUCAUUGUAUUUCAAUUGAAGAGUUAAAGCAAGUACCAUGGGCAGACGGAGAAAGUUGAAGGUUGUUCAAACUGAUGGCCCAUCACUAGAAAAAGAGCAAUCAGUUGAUAGUUCUAAUGAAGUCAACAAAGAGGGAAGUCAUAGUGAGACCCAUUGUGAAAAGAAGACUAGAGGUUAUACACAUAUGUUAGAUGUAUGGGACAUGCCUGAUGGAGAAUUUAUACUUAUUGAAGUGGAUAGUUUGGGUAAUCCCAUGGGUUGGGAAGGGAAGACUCUACUGAAUGCAAUAGGCAGCUUGGUAAGGAGACACCAAUGUGCUCCUAUCAACCAUAUUUCUUGGAAAGACAUGCUUGAGACUGAUAUUACCAACAUGUUUGAUUUAAUUAAGAGUAAGUUCCGAUUUGUUCCUGAAUUGACCGAGCAAACAACACAAAUACUAAAGGAUAACAUGAGCAGUAAGUGGAGACAAUUUAAGCAUGAUUUGAAAUCAAAAGGGUAUGAUGAAAGCAAAACUGAAGAGGAAAUGGCUUCUAUCAUCCCUGACACAAGAGUUGAUCCGUCCCAAUAUCGUGCUUUAGUGCACCAUUGGUGUUCCAAGGAAGGGAAGAAAAUAAGUCAAAUCAACAAAAGGAAUCGCUCAAAAUAUGAGGAUUUACAUUGCAUGGGAACCAAGAAUCUUCCGAGGCUAAUUCAUGAGAUGACAACGAAGGCUAUAGGAGUGCAACCUUCUCGAGCUGAAAUUUAUAUUGAAACCCGAACUCGAAAAGACGGGAGCAUUGUGACUGAAAAGGCAGCUUCAACAAUUGAGGAGUUAAAGAAGCAUAUGGCAGAGGUAGAAAAUUCAGAAAAUUUUCAAGUCACUGAAGAUUCUACAAAUUGGAUGAAUGAUACAUACUCAAAAGUGAAAGGGCCUGAAAGAAGAGGACGUGUGCGUUGUCUUGGCAAACUUCCACGACAUGCUAGUUCAAAUAUUUCAUCUCAACGCACUAAUUCAGAAGAUAGACUUCAAAAAGUAGAAAGUGUACUUGGAAAUCUUGUUGCUGUGCUUCAAAUGCGAUUUUCUGAUGAUCCACAAAUUAAUGCUGUCUUACAGGCUGUAGCUCAAGAGGUACCUGAUGUUGCAAGUGCUCCAAAUGGUUCUAUUGGUAAUAAUCAACAAACUACAAGUGGCACUGGUUCACUGCACUUUUAAGGUGCAUUGAUGGAGAAGAGGAAGAUGAUCUGGUUUUGGCGGAACAUGAUGUGAAGAAAAGUAUAUGAUUGUUCUUGAUAGGGUAGAACCAUAUAAAAACUGUGUCUGUCAGUUUCUGCAUCUUAUAAGUAGUAAAACUCAUUUUGUGUAAUUUGGUGUUGUCUUUAGUUAUAUGAUUUGUCCACAUUGGUGAAUAAUACCUUGAGAAUAUAUUCUGGUGUUGAUUUUAGUUUAUAUGAUGAUUGGUGAAUAAUACCUUGAGAAUA